GGAACAACCAACCAAGGCACUAGCCACCACCAACCCAUACAAUCAAGCCAAUCUGCCCACUGUCUUCAGAGCUCAGAUUGUCGUGCGCGGCUACUUGGCGUGUAGUUGGCUGUGGCACUUUUUGGAGGCCCAACGAGUAACUAUGCACCAACAAGGCGCCAACCGAGUUGGAGCGGAACAGGUGAAUGGGCCCAGCGCUUGCUCGCCCAGUUUCUUGACAAGGCAGACGGGCGCUAGACUGGGGGCCAGGAAGGCAACCACAAGGUGGGCAUCACUUGAUGCUGCCUUCGAUCUCAACCUCGGUCGGGCCGGCCGGACCUACGAAGACCCUUCCUUUGACCGCCGACAGAAGCCCGACUGGGCUUUGUGUUCCGUUGACCGCAAGUCGCCCUUAUCGGAUGGCAGUUUCCGAUAUGACAACCUCCUGCCAGGAGACAGCAAGUUGUCCAACAAGUGGCACAGUUCCUGGUACCAGCGAUCCGAUUUGCAUCCAGGCUAUCUGCAAGUUUGGAAAGACCCGGUGCGCCAGAUUCUCUCCUACUGCCGCCACAAUCGCUGUCGAUACGGGUUUCUCAUCACGGACGCGGAGCUCGUCGUUAUGCGCGUGACACCGAUGCCCACGGCAGAAAGCUCCGUGACUACCCGUCAAGCGUCCCAAGCGGAGGCUCUUGCGGCCCACUACCGGCACAUCUCGACAAGCACAACCAUGUCGUCGCUGUCAUCAAGUCUGCGAGACAUGUCGCUGGACUCCUCAUCUUCUUACCGGCCGAACGAUCUCGCUGAGGACGGGUACAUAGUCGAAUAUACCGCGCCAUCCCUUGGGGAAAUCGUGGACAGCAGGACCUUACGGUUCAGCUGGGUCUGUUCUACUUGGCUUGGCUUGCCGGCAUUGGCCCUAACACACUUAAAUUCAGCUACCCGAGCUUUGACUCGUGCUGGCCGCUGCUUGAUGGAACAUUCAUCCACAACACUACGGGCCUGGCAUUGGAGAAGGCGGUCAAGUUGGAGUAUCCGGACCCGGCGGUUGAAAGAGGGCCACGUUGGGUUGAGACCACAGACGGACAGUCUGUCCUGACUCUCAAGUCGGUGCUCACCCUCGAUAUCACCCAUCACCAAGGUCGGAAUUACUAUU
Molecule: messenger RNA, 1132 nt
Organism: Thermothielavioides terrestris NRRL 8126
Lineage: Eukaryota; Fungi; Ascomycota; Sordariomycetes; Sordariales; Chaetomiaceae
Exons: 1
Coding region: 143-1075 (310 amino acids)
Source: RefSeq, a predicted model, not a curated record